UCUACAGUUCCACUCCAAGAUGUAAGUGUAACUACAACGUCGGACCCGAACGAUGACCUUGAAUCGUUAUAUUGAUCGGUGGAAGAAUAGUCGUAGGUCAAAUCCGAACCGACUCACGUCAUCAGUCUCAGUGAGCACCGUGGAUCAGAUCGUGGAGAACGUCUGUCGGUUUCGUCUUCGUGAACACCCCUGAACUCUGAACACCCAUCACGCCCCACCCUUGAAGUGCUUGCCAUCACAUCUAUAUCCCCCGUUCUGAUCUUCAAGAAUUAUAAUUAAAUUUUCUUCCCGUGUGAUACUUUUUAUUUUUUUAUUUACCUCUUACUCCUGCACCGUGCGCGUGUCCUCUGGAGGUUUCUCUACUUUUCAUAAAAAGUAGAAACUUGAGUUUCUAGAAACAGGUAUACGAUUUUUCAUUGAUCAAUACCCCACACUCAGAAAAAAGUUUUUCAUCAUCAAGAAAUAGUCGAGGCCAAAAUGUAUUCCGGACGGAGCCGCGGCUCUGAGUCCGCUCGUUCGUCGGCGCGUUCGGCCACUUCAUCACGCAUGAUAAGUGCAAGAGGCUAUGGAGGAGCAGAGGCAUCUGCGCCUAGUAUUAAGUCUGAAGACUGAAGCAUGACCAUAAGCAACAUGGGAAAUUGAUUUUGUUUUUGAUUAUAAUAUUUUAACGAUCUUUCUGCGGGCCCGGGCGCGUGCAUUCGUCGGGGGGUACAACAGGUUUUCCGUGUGGACGGCGAAGUCCCUCCUAUCCUAUCCUAUCCUAUCCUAGUCGCACUCACUUUUACUUUCACACUCACGCUGGAUAAAGAAGAAUAGAGAUAGACUCACGUUCAUCGUUGAACAAGAAGUAGAAUGGAGAUAGUACUCACUGCGACUCGUCUGACUCACUCUAAUAAAAGACCAGCUCCUUCACGAAGGCCGCCAGCAGUUUACUUUCCCGAAGUUGGAAACUACACACUCACAGGGAUACCAGGUAGAGCUAGGGCCACUAGAUAAACGGUUUAAGUACACGAUUAACACACACACACACAAAAUAACACACACAUGGAGGAGGUUACACUACUUACUUUUACACUAGGACUAUGAUAAUUAUCAUUACCGUAACUACUGUAAUCCAGCUCAUCUUAAUGAUCAUUGACAAUGACUACAUUAAUGUGUGUAGUAUGGUCAAAACACGCCCCCACAGGCUACGGCGGCUAUAUCCCUGGUAAAAUCUCGGAGAAUGUAAUCGGGUCUACGUUUAAUCGAUCCAACCAGUUAGCGGCAAUACAGUGCGAGGAGCGAGUCUUAGACGAUGGUCAGUAUACGCAACAGCCUCACAACUAUGCGAGACAUAAUCCAUUUGGGAUUACACUACCGCAUAAACGGUACUGAAUAAUUAUAUAAGUACUUACUGUAGUACAUAAUGAAGAUACAGAAGAUUCACUCAGCAUAAUGAAUGAUGAGUUAGAAAUACUACGUGACGACUAAAGAACAUUUUGGUAAUCAUUUCAACUUAAUCUACUUCUACAUAAUCUUCUUUCGACAUCAUCUUCUCACAACCUCCAGGGGCACCGACAUUCCUGGUUAUACUGGGUUCAUACCUGGAAAGUACGCUGACGGUGUCUUUGGGCAUGUGUAUGCCAGAUCCAACAACGUGUCGCAAUUGUUGAAGCAGCGACAGUAUGUCGACAGGUCACAGUGGAUUGGACGCCUCUUCAAUGAAUAGGAAGAUAUAGCCGGACGAUACGGACAUGAAAAGGUCUCAGGACAGAGAUGUCUCUAAAAAAAUUAAAUCAAUGAAUCAAAACCAACAUUAUCAACUACAUUUCUGAUGUUAGUUUACUCAAAUAAUCGACGAAACAAAAUGUAAAUGAAUCGACAGUAGUUAGAGUAACUCAAAUUAGCGAUAGCGACACCUUGCUCUUGCUCAUGAAAGCAAUAGACUAAGACAUCGUAGCCUAAGAUCAAACGCAGGAUGAACUUCUUAUUAUGAUAGAAACAAGCAGAAGCAGGCGGGUCAGAAUCAGGAUGGAAUGUAGCUUCAUCACUGAUUUAGAUAAGAAGCAAAAACGGAAUUUAGUAGCAGAGUUGUAUAGCAAGCGAAACGCGUGUAAUAGAUUCAUUGAACAGACGCCUGUAUUGAACUAAUCACGACUAGUAAAAAAUAUGUGCACCAUGACCAUCGCAAAUGUAUAGCUUAGCAAUUAUUUGUUUCGAUAUGAAACACAGAGGCACUAUCAAACGCUGUAGAUCAUUAAGGAGCGCGAGGUGAU
This is a messenger RNA of Amoebophrya sp. A25, 2255 nucleotides long. NCBI's taxonomy places the organism in Eukaryota, Dinophyceae, Syndiniales, Amoebophryaceae. The record is from the annotation of a GenBank genome assembly.